This is a messenger RNA of Rhipicephalus sanguineus (brown dog tick), 1815 nucleotides long. RefSeq names its product X-box-binding protein 1. The transcript has 4 exons. Gene Ontology annotation, cellular component: nucleus. Gene Ontology annotation, molecular function: RNA polymerase II transcription regulatory region sequence-specific DNA binding; DNA-binding transcription factor activity, RNA polymerase II-specific. Bases 198 to 1055 code for a protein of 285 amino acids. Lineage: Eukaryota; Metazoa; Arthropoda; Arachnida; Ixodida; Ixodidae. The record is from RefSeq and is a predicted model, not a curated record.
UCCCCGGCUUCGCUCUCAGUCCGGUUUUCGUCGACGCAGCGGAAUGGUGUCGUAGGGCGUACGCGACUUUUGGCGUAGUUUUAGCUAUGCAGCGAUCGGCUCCGUUUGUAUCGUACCCACUCGAAGUGAUGUCUCUCUAAAGUGUCGGCGUGUUUACACGUCUCCCGAUAACCACCACCACCACAAGCUCAUCAAACAUGGGUGUUCCCAAGAGAAUCGUGAUCACGGCAGUUCGAGACCGUUCAACUUCUUCGGAGAAAGCUACCAUCAUCGCACCUCGAGAUUGGCACAUCAAGUCCGAGAUGGAAGUCAGCGUCGCAGAGCCCGUCGUCACCGCUGCUGCGCCGGUGAGGAAAAGGCAGCGGCUGGACCAUUUGACGCGGGAGGAAAAGAUCAUGAGAAGGAAACUGAAGAACCGUGUGGCAGCACAGAGUGCCCGAGACCGGAAAAAAGCAAGGAUGGAUGAACUCGAGGAGCAGGUCACUCGGCUGCAGGCAGACAGGACGGCCCUAGUUGAAGAGAACCGCCUUCUACGCAAACGGCUGGAGGAAUGCCAGAGGGAGAACCAGCGACUAGUUCAGAGGCUCGAGGCCAAGCCCAGCACACAAUCACCCAGCCCCAUUUCCACAGUCACUACUACCACCACCACUACCACUUCAUCCCUACCUGCACCAGUCGUCAAAGUCGAGCCGUGUUUGCCUCCAGAGACCAGAGCUAGCAGCAGUUCCGUUGAGUAUGCAUCACUCAUCAGUGGACCUCUGCAGCAGGACCAGGUUCCGCUGCGAGCUCUUGCUCUCUGGAUGAUGCAAUUCGGCUUCUGGCAGCUGAUGACGAGUGUGACGACCUCUUCGCCCUGCUCCAAGAGUGCAGCCAAAACCUCCUCGGAGGCAUGCCCCUCACCGAGGACGUCGCUCCUCUGCCUGUGCCUGCUGCUGCUCCUGCUCCAACGGCAGCAGCAACAGCGAAGCCCGGGCAGUCGUCUGGUCGAAAACGGAGCGCCUCCUCACGUAUGGUGGGGGCCUCACCAGAAGAGCUGGACUCCAUCAAAGAAUUGAUCCACUUCGACCACGUCUACUACAAACAGGAAGAUGGCAGCAGCAGCGCAGGCACAGCUGAUGUCGUCAUGGAAGAUGCCUCAACAACUGUAGCAGCAGCAGUGACAGCGUUGGCUGCCCCUUCCCCUGCCACUCUGGUCUUGACGUCGGCUCCAGUGUCCCCCGCGUCGGUCAUCGAGGUUGAGGACACCGUGGUUGUCAUCGACGACUGCCCUUCCCCGCUUCCCGGAAGCCCAGAUUCGGCCCCCUUCGAUCUGAAUUCGGUUUGUGCCGAGAGCGGUGACGCGCAGGGGUCUGUCCAUCCACCGCAGGAGGCUCUGUCAUUGCCGCCGUCAUUAAAGAUGGCUGCCAGUCCGUCGGCACACAGUACGGAGACCGGCUACGAGUCUGCAUUGUCCCCGCUGAGUGACUGCAGCUUCCGGGAGGACAGCCUCUUCGACGAUUCUCCUCCUUGGGUGGACCCCCUGUCGGAACUGUUCCCGGCAUUGGUGUGAAAAAAACAAAACAAAAAUGGACUAACGUGAAAAAAGACUGCAUGUGCAUGGGAAAACGGACAGUGAAAGUGUCAUUUGCCUUUUCUGUUGCUAUCUACUGCACGCUUUUAUUUAUGGACUUUCCGUGGAAAGCAAAAAGCUGUACAUAAUGUAACAUAUUGCAAACAAAGUUUUUGUUGCUGGCAGUGGUGCUGUUACUGCUGCUACUCUUUUGUUGAUCUUCUUGUAUGAUAAUUAAAGCUGGCUUGCGUAAACCUGUUUAUAAA